Phacochoerus africanus (Common warthog) is the source of this 1238-nucleotide messenger RNA. It is a transcript of the gene OCEL1, whose product is annotated as occludin/ELL domain containing 1. Bases 53 to 784 code for a protein of 243 amino acids. Gene Ontology annotation, biological process: bicellular tight junction assembly. The transcript has 6 exons. NCBI's taxonomy places the organism in Eukaryota, Metazoa, Chordata, Mammalia, Artiodactyla, Suidae. The record is from RefSeq and is a predicted model, not a curated record. Gene Ontology annotation, cellular component: bicellular tight junction; apical plasma membrane; cytoplasmic vesicle.
CCCGCCCCCGCCCUGCUGAUCAACCGAGCCGGUUCAGUCCAGCCGGUAGUUAAUGCACAACACGGACUCUAGCGCCUGUUCGGGAGCGGACCCAGACUCGGAGCCCCGGACACUGGGACAGGCCGCGCGUCGACCGCCCCCGCCACGCGGGAGCCACGACUCUCCCCGAAGGACCCACUCACCGGCCGGGGGGCGCCCGAGCGGCGCCGCCCGGAAGCCGAUGCCCACUCGGGAGCCCCUCCACACCCGCGGCUCCCGGGGAAACCUGCAGACCCACCCGCCUGGCCCUGGUCCCCCGCGACCGGUGCCUGGAAGCCUCAAACCCAGCGCGCCUCGCCCUCUGUGCCAGCCCCAGCCCGGAGCACACAGAACAAGGCCCAGGAAGAUUGUAUUUGAGGAUGAGCUGCCCCUGGGCACCAAGAAGUCUAUUAGAGCCGUCCCCAAGGAACAAAUGCCUAGACUCCACCCAGUUCCUGACUAUGAGCUUAAGUACCCAUCAGUGAGCAGUGAGAUGGAUCGAAGCCGCUAUGCUGCAGUGUUCCAGGACCAGUACUCAGAGUUCUUGGAGCUCCAGCAGGAGGUGGGCUCUGCCCGGGCAAAGCUCCAGCAGCUGCAGGCCCUGCUGAACUCACUGCCUCCACCCCGAAGCCAGAAGGAGGCCCAUGUUGCUGCCCGUGUCUGGAGGGAAUUUAAGAAGAAGCAGAUGGCUGGGACGCUUGUGCCCUGUUUCAAGGAAAGAGAACUGAGGAUCAGAGAGGGAAAGGCAAAGGGUCAAGCAGCUUGAGAGCCACAGGCCAGACUGCCAAAAGGACUUCCCUGGCUCUUGCCCUACUCAGGACCCCAGCUUCCUGGACAAGCAGGCUCGCUGCCACUACCUAAAGGGCAAACUAAGGCACCUGAAGAUGCAGAUCCAGAAGUUCGAUGACCAAGGAGACAGCGAGGGCUCUGUGUACUUCUGAAUGUCCUAGCCAAGAGACAGAGAGAAACAUGGGGUGGGGCUCGGGGUCCUUCCCUUACUUCUCUGCCCAGCUCCUUGCCUUAGCUCUCGCUGUUGCCCACCCCUGGGGUAAGCCUUCCCUGAUUUCAAGUGACUCUGCCUUUACGGCCCAGAUCUGAUGGCCCGUCCUCCAGGAAGCCCUCCCAGAACCUCCUCUGGGACUCCCAAGGAGACCCCAGAUCUCAGCCCGUGAAGCGGGUCCUACCCUCCAUCCCAGUGGAAUAAACACCUAUUAAAUACC